AGAAAAUCUCAACAUUCACAUAAAGAUGACAAGGACCUUUACGCUUCUAUCUCUGGCCGUUGCCGUGCUGGCCAUUAACGCCGUCUUCGCCGCUGAUCCUCCAACUCCAGCCGGAGCUCCUAAAGCCAACGGCAACAAAAGCUCACCCACUCCUUCUCCCGCCGCUGCAGCAUCCCCAAAAAAACCAACCGCCUCCGCCCCAACCUCGCCGCCUACGGCUUCUGCUCCCACCGCAGCCAAGAAGAACACUACCUCUACUCCAAGCGCUUCCCCAUCCUCAGGUGGUGGCGCCCCCGCAAAGUCCCCGACAUCUUCGUCAGCCAAAACUCCGUCUCCAAGCCCCGACUCAAGCUCCGGAGGUCCUACCAGCUCGUCUGAAGGUCCUACCAGCUCGUCUGAAGGUCCUUCCAGCUCGUCCGACUCACCCUCCCCCUCGUCUCCACCAGCUCCGACUCCAAACAUGUCUCCUGACGAAGGAAGCCCUAGCGAGGGCCCUGAAGCUUCAGCUCCCACGGGAAGAGCCUCAUCAUUGCUAGGGAUCUCUAUCUCCGGAUCUGUUCUCGCCGCAGUUGCAUGGUUCUUCUGCAUAUGAUCAAAUGUUACUCUUGUGUUUCAUAUUACACUUAAAAGGCUCGUUUCGUUUUUCUUUUUUUCGCUUCCUUAAAAAAGGUUUGCACUCAGGUUCAUUUGAAUUCAUUAAAAAGGACUUUUGAUGAAUAUAAUUUAAAAUUCAUUCAAAAAGAAAAAAA
Raphanus sativus (radish) is the source of this 749-nucleotide messenger RNA. Its product is annotated as classical arabinogalactan protein 6-like. Bases 26 to 592 code for a protein of 188 amino acids. The record is from RefSeq and is a predicted model, not a curated record. The transcript is spliced from 2 exons. Lineage: Eukaryota; Viridiplantae; Streptophyta; Magnoliopsida; Brassicales; Brassicaceae.